CCCGCGCAAAUUGAAAGGUCCCGGCCGCUGUGCAGCGCUGCGUCUCUGCCCCUCCAGAUCCGCUCAGCCGCAUCGUGUGCUGCGGCCCAGGCCAAAGGAACGUGUCUCCUGGAAAGGGCUUGUGGGCCGCCCUGCCAGUGCCUGUGAGAUGGGAUGGAGCAGUGACCUGCCGUCACUAUUAUCUGGUGCCGCGGGCGGUCUCCUGAGGAUGCUUUGUGCCUAAGACCCCCCCAUCGGUCUCAUUGUGCUGAAGAGGAAAUAUUUAUUCGAGAAUAUUUACCUAACUUAGAAGAAACGUUUAACUUGGCACAAUGGGGAUACACGGAUUACUGCAAUUUAUCAAAGAAGCUUCUGAACCUAUCCACAUGAGGAAAUAUAAAGGGCAGGCAGUAGCUGUGGAUACAUACUGCUGGCUUCACAAAGGAGCUGUUGCUUGUGCUGAAAAACUAGCCAAGGGUGAACCUACCGAUAAGUAUGUCAUAUUUUGUAUGAAGUUUGUAAAUAUGCUACUAUCCUAUGGGAUCAAGCCUAUCCUGGUAUUUGAUGGAUGUACUUUACCUUCUAAAAAGGAAGUGGAGAAGUCUAGAAGAGAAAGAAGACAAGCCAAUCUUCUUAAGGGAAAGCAGCUUCUUCGUGAGGGGAAGGUCUCAGAAGCCAGAGAAUGUUUCACCCGUUCUAUCAAUAUCACACAUGCUAUGGCCCACAGUGUAAUUAAAGCUGCUCGGUCUCAGGGAGUAGAUUGUCUUGUGGCUCCAUAUGAAGCAGAUGCACAGUUGGCCUAUCUUAACAAGGCUGGUAUUGUACAAGCUGUAAUUACAGAGGACUCUGAUCUCCUUGCUUUUGGCUGUAAAAAGGUUAUUUUAAAAAUGGACCAGUUUGGAAGUGGAUUGGAAGUUGAUCAGGCUCGGCUAGGAAUGUGCAAACAGCUUGGGGACGUGUUCACAGAAGAGAAGUUCCGUUAUAUGUGCAUUCUUUCAGGCUGUGACUAUCUCUCAUCGCUGCGUGGGAUCGGAUUAGCCAAGGCCUGCAAAGUACUAAGACUAGCCAACAAUCCAGAUAUUUUAAAGGUUAUCAAGAAAAUUGGACAUUAUCUCAAGAUGAAUAUAACAGUACCAGAAGAUUACAUCAAAGGAUUUAUUCGGGCCAAUAAUACCUUCCUCUACCAGCUAGUUUUUGAUCCCGUCAAAAGAAAACUCGUCCCUCUGAAUGCCUAUGAAGAUGACAUUGAUCCUGAAACACUGAGCUAUGCUGGGCGGUAUGUUGAUGAUUCUAUAGCUCUUCAAAUAGCACUUGGAAAUAAAGAUAUAAAUACUUUCGAACAGAUCGAUGACUACAAUCCAGACACUGCCUUGGGCACCCGAUCAAGAAGUCAUAGCUGGACUGACAAAACAUGUCAAAAGCCAUCUAAUAUUAAUAGCAUUUGGCAUAGGAAUUAUUGCCCUAGACUUGAGCUGGACAUUGUUUCAGAUGCUGCAAAGGUGAAAGAAAAUCCAAGUACUGUGGGCAUUGAACAAGUGAUUAGUACUAAAGGGUUAAAGCUUCCAAGGAAGUCAUCCAUUGCAAAAAGAUCAAGAAGUGAAGAGCUGUCAGAAGAUGAUCUGUUGGAUCAGUAUUCUACUUCCGUUACAAAGAAGAUCAAGAAGAAUAAUUGCGAAGCUAAUAAAUCAUUUAAGUCUUCUGAACUGUUUAUGCCUGAUCUGGUAGACGGAACUACUGAAAAAAGCUUAAGCACACCACCUACGACAAGAAACAAAUUUGCAGCAUUUUUACAGAGAAAAAAUAAAGAAAGUGGUGCAGUCGUGGUUCCAGGGACCAAAAGCAGGUUUUUUUCCGGUUCCUUGGGUUCUGCUGACUUUAUAUCAGAGAAAGCAAGCAGCCAGCCUCUAGAUGAAACUGCUGUCACAGAUAAAGAAACCAGUGUAAAUGAAUCAGAUUGCCUAGAUGGCAAGAAGUUGGUUGAUACCAGUGUAGCAGAUAAUUCAACUGAGCAGAUUCCAGAUGAUGUGACUAUGAUUGCUGAAGAGUCUCAGUCUUUUAAGACCAGCAGAUUCACGAGGACCAUCUCACCACCCACCUUGGGGACACUAAGAAGUUGUUUCAGUUGGUCUGGAAGUCUUGGAGAUUUUUCAAGAACACCAAGCCCCUCUGCAAGCACAGCAUUGCAGCAGUUCCGUAGAAAAAGUUGUUCUCCCAUCUCUCUGCCUGAGAAUAAUGAGAUGUCUGAUGUAUCUCAGUUAAAGGAUGAUGAAUCAAGUGAUGAAUCUUAUCCCUUACGUGAAGUGGGUUGGUCUUCACAGUCUCAGGAAAGCGAAAGCAUGAACUUGUCACCACACAAUUUAAAUGCAUCAAAACUUUCUCAGCCUUCUAGUAAGGAUUCAGAUUCAGAGGAAUCUGACUGCAAUUUUAAGUCACUUGAUAAUCAAGGUAAUCAGAAAUCCAAGCUUCACUUAUUUCAUUUUUCGAAGAAAGACUUGCUUCUAAGGAACAAGGUUCCUGGGCUGUAUAAAUCUAGUUCUGCGGACAAUCUUUCUAUAACCAAGAUCAAACCUUUAGUGCCUGCCAGAGUCAGUGGGCUGAGCAAGAAGCCAUCAAGCAUCCAUAAGAGAAAUCAUCAUGAUGCCGAGAAUAAGCCAGGAUUGCAGAUAAAAAUCAAUGAACUCUGGAAAAAUUUUGUGUUUAAAAAAGAUUCUGAAAAGCUUCCUUCUUGUAAGAAGCCAGAUCCCCUGUCUCCAGUCAAAGAUAACAUCCAACUGACUCCAGAAGAAGAGGAUAUAUUUAACAAUUCUGAAUGUAUGCGUGUUCAGAGAGCAAUAUUUCAAUAAACACAGGCAGCUGGGAGGCUAUUGCCUGCAAGAGAAUCUCUAUCAAUUUCAAGUCCUGUUUGGGAAUGAGGCAGUUAUCACUCUGAAAGAUUUGUUUUUAGAUCUAUGCUAUUUAUUUUUAAGUAGAGUACAUUUUGUAUAUUAACUAUGUAGCUGUUUUUGUUUAGCUUUUUAUAUUUUCAUAAGAAGCUAACUAGAGAAAUGAUUUUGGUUUUGACAGGUUUUAGAAGUUUUAAUGUUAAUUAGGCAAGCGCCUUGGGACUUAACGAAAAUCUAAAGAUUUCUGUAAUGUUGUCAAGUACAAGGAUAGUAAAUGGAAAAGCACAAUUCUAUAGUCAUUUUAUCCUAGAGGAAAUUACUGUAUGUCUCCAAGCUAUAAUGUUUUCACCUGCCUUUCCUGUCUGUUUUUCAGGGUUGAAUUGGAAAUACAGUUGCUGGGAUGGGAGGGGUAGUUGGAAGGGUUAAAGAUCAUUGCAUAAAUGGGACAGUGCUCUGUUAUUCCUGAAGAGUUUGGUUGGGUUACAGAUUGACGGUAAAGGAAAAUUGCUUUCAGCAUCAUAUGAAAGGAGCUACUUCUUGCAUCAUUAAUAUUCUUAAACUUCAAAAUUGCCUGUUUCUCUUAUAUAUCGUUUUUGAAGUGUGGGCUAAAAACUCCUUAACGUAUAUUUAAAAU
Molecule: messenger RNA, 3495 nt
Organism: Hippopotamus amphibius kiboko
Lineage: Eukaryota; Metazoa; Chordata; Mammalia; Artiodactyla; Hippopotamidae
Gene: EXO1
Product: exonuclease 1
Exons: 15
Coding region: 312-2822 (836 amino acids)
Biological process (GO): mismatch repair; DNA recombination
Cellular component (GO): nucleus
Molecular function (GO): 5'-3' DNA exonuclease activity; 5'-flap endonuclease activity; metal ion binding
Source: RefSeq, a predicted model, not a curated record